Messenger RNA from Centrocercus urophasianus (Greater sage-grouse), 1968 nucleotides. It is a transcript of the gene ANKRD13D, whose product is annotated as ankyrin repeat domain 13D. Bases 23 to 1843 code for a protein of 606 amino acids. Gene Ontology annotation, cellular component: cytoplasm. The transcript is spliced from 15 exons. Gene Ontology annotation, molecular function: protein binding. Lineage: Eukaryota; Metazoa; Chordata; Aves; Galliformes; Phasianidae. The record is from RefSeq and is a predicted model, not a curated record.
GCCCCGGGGACAUGGUGCGGGAAUGGCCCGCGCCGCAGACACCUUCCUGCUGCACCGCCUCGUGUGGCACAACCGGCACCAGGCGCUGGACAGUGCGCUGCGCUCCGGCACGCACGACGUGGAGUUGACGGACCCCCGAGGGCGGACCCCGCUGGAGCUGGCCGUGUCCCUGGGCCACCUGGAGUCGGUGCGGGUGCUGCUGCGGCACAACGCCAACGUGGGCCGGGAGAACGCCAAUGGCUGGACAGUGCUGCAAGAGGCAGUGAGCACGGGGGACCCCGAGAUAGUGCAGCUGGUGCUCCAGUACCGUGACUACCAGCGGGCAACGCGGCGACUUGCUGGCAUCCCCGAGCUGCUCAGCAAGCUGCGCCGGGCCUCUGACUUCUACGUGGAGAUGAAGUGGGAAUUUACCAGCUGGGUGCCUCUGGUGUCCAAGGUGUGCCCCAGUGACGUGUACCGCGUCUGGAAGCGGGGUGAGAGCCUGCGGGUCGACACCACACUGCUGGGCUUUGAGCACAUGACGUGGCAGCGGGGCCGCCGCAGCUACAUCUUCAAGGGAGAAGAGGAGGGAGCGGUGGUGAUGGAGGUGGACCACGACAAGCAGGUGGUGUACACUGAGACGCUGGCCCUGGCCCUGCACGAGCCUGACCUGCUGCUGGCGGCCAUGCAGCCCUCGGAGGAGCACGUGGCUGGGCGGCUGACGUCGCCCAUCGUCUCCACGCACCUGGACACCAGGAACAUUGCCUUUGAGCGGAACAAAUCAGGGAUCUGGGGAUGGCGCUCAGAGAAGAUGGAGGUGGUCAGCGGCUAUGAGGCCAAGGUGCCACUGGCAGGGUGUACAGCGCCAGCAAUGUGGAGCUGGUCACCAAGACGAGGACGGAGCACCUCUCAGACCAGGACAAGUCCCGCACUAAAGGCUCCCGCACCCCCUUCCACUCCUUCCUGGGCCUGGCACAGCAGCACAGCACCCACAAUGGGGCACCCGCACCCCCAGCCGCCAGCCCCACCAAUCCCACGGCCAUCACCCUCGAGGAGUACUUUGACCCACACUUCGACCUGGAGGCACGCAACAUCGGGCGCCCCAUUGAGGUGUCCAGCAAGGUUCAAGGCUACGCUGUGGCUCUGCGAGCAGCACCCGCUGUCGCUGGCCGAGCAGGUGACUCCCAUCAUCGACCUGAUGGCCAUCUCCAACGCGCACUUUGCCAAGCUGCGUGACUUCAUCACCCUCAAGCUGCCCCCUGGCUUCCCCGUCAAGAUUGAGAUCCCCCUGUUCCAUGUCCUCAACGCCCGCAUCACCUUCAGCAACCUCUGUGGCUGUGACCAACCGCUAGGCUCCGUACGGGUCUGCAACCCCACUCAGCCCCCCGGUGCCAGGGCGGCUGGGCCUGGAGGAUGGCCGUUCCCGUGCGAGGUGGAGCCGGCGGUGUUCGAGGUGCCGCCGGGAUACACGGUGCUGGGCGCGGGGCGCAGCGAGCCGCCGCGGGACGAAGACGACGACCUCCUGCAGUUCGCCAUCCAGCAGAGCCUGCUGGACGCCGGCACCGAGAGCGAGCAGGUGACCGUGUGGGAGGCGCUGACCAACGCCCGCCCGGGGCCGCGCCCGCCGCCCUACGACGAGGAGCUGCAGCUGGAGCGGGCGCUCCAGGAGAGUCUGCUGCUGCAAGCGGGGCCCGGCCCGGCCGACGGCGAGACCGCCCCCAACCCCGGCUACGGCGGCUUCGCGGAGCAGCUGCGCUUGGCCAUGGCUCUGUCGGAGCGCGAGCAGGAGGAGCGCGAGCGGCGGCGGCGGGAGGAGGACGAGGAGCUGCAGCGCAUCCUGCGCCUCUCGCUCACCGACAAGUAGCGGCCCGGAACGGGGGAGCGGCGCCCGGCGCUCCCGGAGCUGAGCUGCCCCCCCGUCCCCCGCCUCGCCCCAGGGGAGGCGGCUCCCGUCGGAUGUACAUGGACAUAUACAGAGCUUUAUCGACA